GUUUUUCUUCCUAGUCCAGUUCAGGUCCAAGAAAACACAACAGUUUUGUUAGAGAUUUCUCGCAGUAAUAUCUAUUUAUGCAACCACCAAAAAAAAAAAAAAAAAAACUUCAUACGAUCAUCCAGUAUCUGAGCAUUUAUGAGACAAACCAAAUCCAAACCUACGUCAAAAUCCAAAAUUAUCUAAAAGGAGUAAUUAUAUGCGAUUUUCAGCUUGAUCCCUGAUUACCCAUUUGGGAAGUUAUCAAAAGGAACUCAGUACCGGAUAAAUUUAGGGUUUAUAUUGGGCCCUUUAAUCUGGUCUCCUGCUGAUUCUUCUGUGUACCUUUGAUUUGUGCAAGCAGUGUUAUAUUACACAGGUGUUCGUGAGCUCGCUCAGCUUCAGAAUUAAAUGGGUCGCUCCCGUGGGAAUUUCCACUCUGCCGAUGAGGACCCCACCCAAAGAUCAAGGAGAAAAAAAAAUGCAUCCAGCGGUGAAAAUUCAGAAUCUGCUUCUGCAGGUCAAGGAACAAGUGAAGGGAAGAGGGCUUUAUACCACUGCAAUUAUUGCAACAAAGACAUUACUGGGAAGAUCCGAAUCAAAUGUGCCGUAUGCCCUGAUUUUGAUCUGUGUAUAGAGUGUUUUUCUGUUGGGGCUGAGGUGACACCUCAUAAGAGCAAUCAUCCUUACAGGGUUAUGGACAAUUUAUCUUUCCCUCUUAUUUGCGCUGACUGGAAUGCAGAUGAUGAAAUACUGCUACUAGAGGGAAUUGAAAUGUAUGGCUUGGGUAAUUGGGCAGAAAUUGCUGAGCAUGUGGGGACUAAGAGUAAAGAACAGUGUAUAGAGCACUAUACAAAUGUAUAUAUGAGCUCCCCAUACUUCCCUCUUCCGGACAUGUCUCAUGUUGUUGGAAAAAACAGAAAAGAGCUUCUUGCUAUGGCUAAAGGACACAGUGAGGACAAGAAAGGAUUUCCCAUGAUCGGGGAGCUUAAUUUGAAGGAAGAAUCUCCGUUUUCUCCUUCAAGAGUCAAAGUUGAAGAUUCACAUAAAGGUGGUUCCGCUGGACGCUUAUUGUCUAGCUUAACUGCUGAGGUAGAAUCUGGGGUCCGCUCUAGUGGCUCGAGUGCAGCAUCAACAGCAGCUAACAAGAAGGCAUCUAACAUAGCCCAGGUUAAAGAUGGCAAUGGUGUUGUUAAAUUGGAAGAUCCCCAAGCAGAUAGGAGCUUUGGAGGGAAGAAACCAAACUCUUCUGGAAAUAAGGGUCCUUCUUUAGUUGAGUUGAGUGGCUAUAACCCCAAAAGGCAUGAGUUUGAUCCUGAGUAUGAUAAUGAUGCUGAACAGUUAUUGGCUGAGAUGGAAUUUAAGGAUACGGACACAGAAGAUGAACGUGAGCUGAAGUUGCGAGUGUUGCGUAUCUAUUCAAAGAGGCUUGAUGAGAGAAAGCGGAGGAAGGAUUUCAUACUAGAAAGAAGUUUGUUAUAUCCAAAUUCUUUCGAGAAGGACUUAUCACCUGAAGAGAGGGCAAUCUGUCGGCGGUAUGAUGUCUUCAUGCGUUUUCAUACCAAAGAAGAGCAUGAGGAUUUGCUUCAGACUGUUAUUGCAGAGCAUCGGACGCUAAAAAGAAUUCAAGAACUUAAGGAAGCCCGAGCUGCUGGUUGCCGCACUUCAGCCGAGGCUAAUAGAUACCUUGAACUGAAAAGGAAAAGGGAAUCUGACGAAACUGCUCGUAGAACAAAGGAAAGCGCUCAGAUUGGUCUAAGCAGUCAGGCUGGUCCAAAUACGUUCAUGGCUUCAGAGUCUGUUGGCAAGGAGUUGAAUUCCAGACCAGUAGGACAGGCUGCGUCAAGCUCUGUGAAUGAUUUGGAUAUAGGGGGCUCUCAUGGGGCAGAUCUAUUGUCUGAAAGUGAGAAACGGCUAUGCAGUGAGAUUCGGCUGCCCCCACCUCUUUAUCUUAAGGUGCAAGAAGUGAUGUCAAUCGAAAUAAUCAAUGGUAAUGUUACUAAGAAAUCCGAUGCCCAUCACCUGUUCAAGCUUGAACCUAGCAAAAUUGACAGGGUUUAUGACAUUCUUGUGAAGAAGGGGAUUGCUCAGCCAUGAAACCAUCUCACGCGUUACAUUUCAAUAGUAAUUUAUUCCAUUUAUGUAACUUUUUUUCUCCUGGAAAUUAAAAGCAUGCUAUAUCUUUGCUUGGCCUAUUCUUAAAUGAUUCAUAGUUAAUCGGUGAUAUUCAAAAGGAUUUCGGAAAUGUGUACCUAUUCAGAUUUGAGUUGAGUUGUGUUACAGAAGGGAAGACUAAUGUGGCCCGACAGCUACAUAUUUUAGAGUUA
Messenger RNA from Juglans regia (Persian walnut), 2306 nucleotides. Its product is annotated as transcriptional adapter ADA2-like. Gene Ontology annotation, molecular function: protein binding; transcription coactivator activity; chromatin binding. Gene Ontology annotation, cellular component: nucleus. Lineage: Eukaryota; Viridiplantae; Streptophyta; Magnoliopsida; Fagales; Juglandaceae. The record is from RefSeq and is a predicted model, not a curated record. Gene Ontology annotation, biological process: chromatin remodeling; regulation of transcription by RNA polymerase II. The transcript has 13 exons. Bases 391 to 2076 code for a protein of 561 amino acids.